ACAUCAAAGUAAGGUACACAGAGUUAUUGUAGAGCUCAACAACAGAUAAACAAAAGGGCAACACAAAGCUCUCUAAAAACCCUAGCAGCCCACUUCAUUUCGUAUAUUAAUAUAGAGGCGCCCCCCUUUCAGCAAUCUCCAAACCCUACCAGCCAUGGGUAUCGAUUUGAAGGCCGGAGGUAAGAGUAAGAAGACCAAACGUACUGCUCCUAAGUCCGAUGAUGUUUACCUUAAGCUCCUCGUCAAGCUUUACCGAUUUUUGGUGAGGAGGACCGGAAGCAAAUUCAAUGCAGUGAUUCUCAAGCGCCUCUUUAUGAGCAAGACCAACAAACCUCCACUUUCUCUCUCGAGAUUGAUUUCUUUUGCCAAAGGAAAGGAGGACAAGACUGUUGCCAUUGUGGGUACUAUUACCGACGAUGUUAGGGCGUAUGAAGUUCCUAAGUUGAAGGUGUGUGCCUUGAGGUUCACAAAGACAGCCAGGGCAAGGAUUGAGAAGGCUGGUGGUGAGUGUUUGACAUUCGAUCAGUUGGCUCUCAGGGCUCCACUUGGCCAGAACACGCUUCUCCUCAGAGGUCCUAAGAAUGCACGUGAAGCAGUGAAGCACUUUGGUCCAGCUCCUGGUGUUCCGCACAGCCACUCCAAGCCAUAUGUGCGUUCCAAGGGACGAAAGUUUGAGAGAGCUAGAGGAAAGAGAAAGAGCAGGGGUUACAAGGUUUAAGUUAUCUGUGUCGGUGGUUUGUCAUUUGUAUCGUGGCAGUAUAAUUUUUGCAGACUCUAGUAUGCCGUUGCUUAUGUUUACUCCCUUCUUGUUAAGGAUAUUUGAUUUCUAUCUACUCUGAAACCAAGUUUUAGUUUAAAAUGACUGCAGUGCUUCAGUUUAUUUGCUUUAGCAAAUGUCAGGAAUUUUGACUAAUUGUAUUUUAAUAAACUCCCCAUCUUGAUGUUCUGUGGA
Molecule: messenger RNA, 952 nt
Organism: Capsicum annuum
Lineage: Eukaryota; Viridiplantae; Streptophyta; Magnoliopsida; Solanales; Solanaceae
Product: 60S ribosomal protein L18-2
Exons: 4
Coding region: 155-718 (187 amino acids)
Biological process (GO): translation
Cellular component (GO): ribosome; cytosolic large ribosomal subunit
Molecular function (GO): RNA binding; structural constituent of ribosome
Source: RefSeq, a predicted model, not a curated record